Molecule: messenger RNA, 142 nt
Organism: Nezara viridula (southern green stink bug)
Lineage: Eukaryota; Metazoa; Arthropoda; Insecta; Hemiptera; Pentatomidae
Source: the annotation of a GenBank genome assembly
GUUGCAGGUAAUAAGAUGUUCUUAUAACAUUACCAGUUUAAGAGUGGAUGGACAUCUUGAGUUAUUGGCGGGUAAAAGUUUGCUCUGUUACAAUUAUCAGAUAUACAACUCUACAAUAACAUAUAGCCAACUUGAGUGUUGA